UGUUUCCUAAAGUAUUAUCUCAAGAUUUCCGUCGAAAUUCAAGGCGCGAGUUCAGCUGCAGCGAAUUUCCAUCACGAGUCUUCAUUCUGUGUGUUUAUCUCAUCAGAGGGCGGAUGUGUUCUCUCAGUCUUUUCCCAUCACCCACGGCAGCCGGACACACACUGUACGAGCACAACAAUGAGCUGGUGCUGGGACACCCCAACAAACAGGAAUAUGAUCUGCCCAGUCCUCAGUUCAUCAGAGACAGUCUGAAGGGUCACAGUCGUCCAGACAGCAGCAGUAAAUCAGCAUUUCUGGAUCAGAGAGACACACUGUGGAUGAGGAGCGCUGGAGCUUGGCAUGAUUCAGGACUUUACGGUCUUCUAGAUGAAAUUACUGACAGUGCAGAAGAAGUGCCCAGUUGGUUAGCUGUGGGGUCGGGCUGUCUGCUGGCUCUACUUCGCUGGGUUUCUUCAUUUCAUGGCUCUCUCUUUCCACAUCUGACUUUAAGUGGUGAUGAGAUGGUGGCAGAGUUCUCGCAGAUGCUGGACUGGUCUGACAGUGCUUUAAGAAGCUUCGCGUGGCACCCUCACACAGAUAAGUUUGCCGUGGCUUUACUGGACGACUCGAUCAAGAUCUACAAAUCACGCAGUUCCACGGCACCAACAUUGAAGCACCGGUGUCAAAGGUCAGUGUGUGCGCUGCAGUGGAAGCCUCUAUGCGGAUCUGCUCUCGCUGUAGCCUGUCAGACAUGUCUGCUCAUCUGGCAUGUGGACCCCACCUCCCUCUCCACCAGGCCAUCGUCAGGCUGUGCACAGGUGUUGUCUCAUCCGGGUCACGCCCCCAUCACAUCCAUCGCCUGGUCCCCCACUGGCACCCUGCUUGUGUCGGCUUCCCCUGUUGAUACAGCUAUGAUGGUGUGGGAUGUGGCAGCAGAGAACUGUGUACCAUUGCAGCGGGUGGGUGGAGGGGGCAUCACAUAUCUGUCCUGGUCUCCAGACGGCAGUCGACUGCUGGCAGCCACACCAUCUGCUCUAUUCAGGGUUUGGGAGACGCGGAUGUGGACUUGUGAGAGAUGGCCGUGUCUGACAGGCAGAUGUCAGUCGGGCUGCUGGAGUCCCGACGGAAGCUGUCUAUUGUUCAGUAUUCAGGGAGAGAGACUCAUCUAUGCCCUCACAUUCUCUGACCUCACAGGAGGCCCUAAAACUGCAACAGUGGUGGCCGAUCUCUCUGAGACCACCUUCGCUGGACCUGAUGGAGACAUCAUUGUUGGUGGAGAGGUGCGCUCGCUGUCAUGGGAUCCAAGAGGAGAAAGACUGGCCGUGCUGCUGAAAGGUGAUUCACAGGCUGUCAAUCAUCCAUCUGUUAUUGCCGUGUUUAAAACUCGCUCAAGUCAAGUCUUUGAGCUGCUGCCAUGUGGUUUUGUGAUGGGAGAGGCUGGAGCAGAACCUCGAUUCAUGCAGUUCCACUCACACUUCCAACACGGAGCUCUGCUCACUGUGUGCUGGUCUGACGGCCGCAUCACUCAUGUGCCGUUCUACUUCAGCAGUGCUGGUGUUUCAGGAGGAUCCUCACAGCUGCUGCCCAUCACCAGCACAACUGCAGAUCACUCCACAAACACACUCUACACACAACACACUUCAUGAACUCUAAACAAGUGUGAUUACCUGUGAAAUCUUUACAAUCCAAAUAAACAUUUUGGCUGCUUCUUGUUUCA
Molecule: messenger RNA, 1696 nt
Organism: Myxocyprinus asiaticus (Chinese sucker)
Lineage: Eukaryota; Metazoa; Chordata; Actinopteri; Cypriniformes; Catostomidae
Gene: aaas
Product: achalasia, adrenocortical insufficiency, alacrimia
Exons: 17
Coding region: 114-1625 (503 amino acids)
Biological process (GO): nucleocytoplasmic transport
Cellular component (GO): nuclear pore
Molecular function (GO): protein binding
Source: RefSeq, a predicted model, not a curated record